Haemonchus placei is the source of this 1272-nucleotide messenger RNA. The record is from the annotation of a GenBank genome assembly. Lineage: Eukaryota; Metazoa; Nematoda; Chromadorea; Rhabditida; Trichostrongylidae.
AUGCCGAAUGGUCACAUCUGGCUCUACGAGUCAUCACGCGGUUGUGCGAACCACUUCAUGUCGGGAGCAUCAUAUCUUGUUACUUUCUUCAAUCGAAUUCAGCGUCUGCAAGAAGUUGGAAUUCGACCUGUUGUUGUUUUCGACAUGAUUACUCCUGAAUUUCAUAGUUGUUCAAAUAGUGGUAAUUUACAUAUAAAGAAGUCCAAACGUAGUGGCGGUAACGGGUGGAAUCUUGAUGCGCAUAACGAGUUGAAGAAACGGGUCUACAAUGCGGAGAAUUUCCUUCUUCAAUUCCAGCAACUUCUUAAUAAUAUGGGUGUACCUGUUGUUAUGGGUAGUUCUGAUGGAGAGGCGCAGUGUGCUCAGUUAGAGCAAGCAGGCCUCGUCGACGGAUGUAUCACUUCAGACUUUGAUUUCUUUUUGUAUGGCGGAAGGAACUUAUACAAGGUGGAUUUCAAAAAUGGUGGAAAGGACAUUGAAGGCUACGUCAAUCUCUUCUCCAUGGACAAAUUNGAAAGCACCCAGUGUUUAACACGAAACCGCCUGGUUGCGUUGGCGUUGUUACUCGGUUGUGACUACUUACAAGGAGGAGUCAGUCGAGUGGGAAUUGUUACCGCUAGAGAAAUUAUUUCGGAAUUCUCAAUCAACGAUGACGAUCAUGCACUUACUAUUUUGGAUCGGUUUGGAAGUUAUUUCCGUGGUGAGAUUCCAAUACGCCCAAGUGACACUAAUAUCAAGAAGAAGCUCAGGAAGUCUCGGAUCGUUUUGCCUGAGGGUUUCCCCAAUUCUGACAUAUAUAUUGAGGCAACGUCGAUAUACCUCUGUCCUGAAGUGAAAGACAAGAAAGAAUUGCCUGCAGCUCCGCAAAGAAACAUGGCUAAGGUUGAGGGCAUCUUGAUGCGGGAAUGUGGAUGGACUUCAAAACGGUUUUCGCAGGAAGUUGGGCGCAGCAGGCGUCGAAGUCAAAAGAUUCAAAGCAUGCAGUCGCACAAACUGACAGAAUUUUUCCCGUCGGUUCGUCGAUCUAUCUCCAAUUACGCUGUAAAUUGUGACAUGUUUGCGCAGAAACAUAGUCGACGAGAAUGGGCAGCGCUGCAGCGGUUGCGAGCCAAUGCCAGCCUUUACGACAAAACGGAAGUUACUACCGACGAUACUAAUGUGUGCGUCAAACCCAACGGCGUUCGACGACGACCUCCAAAAAGACUGCAUCCCGUGAAAGAGCGGCUUCGAAAUUCCUUGAAGCCCUUGCCGCAAAUACUAAAUAGGAAUUAG